This is a messenger RNA of Culicoides brevitarsis, 3172 nucleotides long. Its product is annotated as protein unc-13 homolog 4B-like. Lineage: Eukaryota; Metazoa; Arthropoda; Insecta; Diptera; Ceratopogonidae. The transcript has 6 exons. The record is from RefSeq and is a predicted model, not a curated record. Bases 1 to 3171 code for a protein of 1056 amino acids. Gene Ontology annotation, cellular component: secretory vesicle.
AUGACAAACCGUGAUAAAAUCUACUCAAGUCUGCUGUAUCAACUAAUCAACAGUGUCAGUCUGGAAAAUGAUAAUAACAAAUUGCGCGAAUUUACGGAUUAUUUGAAGGAAAUCUUCAAAUAUUCGAAUGAGGCACACAAGCAAGUCUUCGAAAACGUUCGUGCUUUGCCAAAGCCGAAUAGAAUUUGUGAUUUGACUGUAAUUGAGGCGAUAGAUUUGCAGUUGGACGUGCUACCGAACGAGAAUCCACCAAGAUUGUUCGUUACAGCAGAAUUUGGAGAUGCAACUGAUGAUAUAAUUCAAUAUACGAAAAUUUCGGAAAAAAUGGUGUGGAAUGAAACGAUGUCACUACUAUUGGACGAAGCAAAAAUGGACGAUAGUUUGGUAAUUCGAAUUUGGAACAACUAUCCUCGCAAAGAAGAGGCAAUUAUCGGUCAAAAGUUCUUCGAAAAUCUCUUUUUCAACAAAGUAACGGAAAGUUCACCGAUUGAGGAUAUUGUAAAGGCAGGAAAACGUGCAAGUUACAUCUUAGGCAAAGCAACAAUCCCAAUGAAAGCCAUUACGCCUUCCACAAUCUUCACUUGGCAAAUAAUUGACAAAAAAGAUCCUCGUUUUCGAAAAAGUUUGAUCAAGCUGAAAGUUGAUUACACAUUGAAAGAGAACGAAUAUUUCUUUCCCGACUCCACAGUCGAGUACAGCGUUCUGCUCGAAACACUUUUACGUUACGAAUUAGAAGAAUCCCAUGUGUCCGGUUACUGGUGGGACGGAAAAUUCACAAAAUUAGGUUCGAAUCUGCUGGAACACUACAUAAAAAGCAAACAUCUCUCGAAAUCGUUGAUUAAAUUAACACAAUGGCAAAUCGCGUGUAAAGUCCAAGGCACACAUCCGCUUGCCUAUUCCUUGUUUCACGAGAUCGUGGAUGACAUUGCGACCUUUAUCCACAACAGUAUUUACACAGAUCAGCAACUUGUGGAAUUUUGGAAGUCGAGCGUUCAGUUGUUGGAGAAUUCCGUUGCAAUGGUCAAAAAAUUUGAUUUUGACAAUGAAAAGCGUGUCACGAAUUUGUUAAAAACGCUUCAAAAAAUCUCAAGUAUUGUGUCGAUGUCGAAAAUGGGUCUUCUGGGUGGUGCUAUGUUCGAUCAGGAGCCUCAGAAUGAAAUUGACAAAAAGGCACGAGACUCAAUCGAAGAAAUUCUCGUAGAUGCAAUCAAGGAAAAUGUGAAAAUUUGGUUCGAGACGCACGUUAGUCUAGGAGUUACAAAUCGAGACGAGGAAGAUGGCUGGAUUUCAAUGGAGAAAAAUUUGAAUAAGUUUGAGUUAGAAAAGCUGUGUCAGAUUUUGUCGAAAAUGCAACAACGAUUAAGUCUUAUCAAGGAUGUCUAUGCAGUGCCCUUCAAAAAAUUCAUGAACAUAAAUUUGCCAGAAAUUUAUGUUACCGAGUUAGAUACUGUUUUCAGCGAUCACACUCUCUCCAGGUUGCAACAAAUAACGGCAAACGUCGAUUUUGACAUUGAUCCGAGCAAAGUUAAUUAUGAAGAACAAAAAUCGCUUCAGGAUCAUUUGAAACUUUUCUACCUAAAAUUGAAAAACUUCAACGAAAUUAUCAUGAACGGAUCAAUGCCAUCAUCAAAGAAGCCUUUAAAAAUUUCCGAUAACCACAAGUGGUUCGACAACUUUGUCACGGUUUGGUUUAAAAUUCUCGGUAUCGAGACUCGAAAAGGUAUCAAAAAAGCCAUUAAAUUAGACGAAAAAUUAAAUCUCCCAGGAUCGAGUCACACAUCGUCUGCCGCUGAUACUUUUGACUUGCUGUACGUUCUUUUGGUGGAAUUUAAGCAAAUUGUUCGAGUGGAUCACGACAAGGCCUUCAUGAUUGCUUCGGAAGUUGUUUCAGAAAUUUGUGACUCUAUAAUUGCUUAUUUUGAUGAGGCAUCUGGUACAUUAACGCCAUAUUGGACGUCAAAAUCAGAAGAAACUUCACUUGAAAAGGCUCUGGUCGAGAAAUUUGGAGAUGUAAUGAACAACGUUGAGUACCUUGCGAAUAAAAGUUCCGAAAUUAUUGAAAGUAUUUACACGCACAUCCUAAAUUCCGAGGACAAAAUGAUGACAAACAAGAAAUAUCCAGGACUUGCACACCUUCAUAGCAAUUUGGACAAGAAAAUUUUGGGAUUAAUUAAACAGUUGAUAAGUUCAAAAAUUUUGCCACAAUUUCAACGACAUCUGAAGGAAGCAUUGGCUUUUAUCGGAAAAGAUAUAUACGCAUUUUUGCCAGUCACGAAAUAUAUUGACGAAACAAUGUCGGCGCUGGGUUCCGUUCUGUCCCUCGAAACUUUCACAGUUUUUUCGAAUAAUGUGUGGAAUGAAUUAAUUGUGCAGCUAAAAAUAACUCUCGAACGGCAAAUCGCCCAAUCUCAACAAGACGUUCAAGCCUUCAGUUCGUUGAAAAAUUUCUUUUUCGAUUUAAAAACGUCCUUUGGUGAUACGGAAGAUGCUCAAAUAACGGAAGAAAAUAAACAAAAUCUGCAAUUUUUGGAGAAAGAAUUACAAAAAAGAGGAUGUGCUCCUUUAGAGUUGCUCCAUUCUUACUACAUCACCUUGAAUGAACAACAAGAUGCAGCGAAGGAAACUUUUGGAACACUCACGUUUUCUGGAACCUUCAAUGAAAAUGGAUUGAAUUUGCAUAUCUUGAAUGGACGUAACUUGAUUCCCAAAACCGGUGUCGAAGGAAAAACUGAACCUGAUACGUACGUUGAGGUAGAGUUUUACUUUAAAGAUCCUAGCAAAUAUAAUUUGAAAAGUAUGAAGACCAAGACAAUCGACAAAAAUCAAUUUCCGUUGUACGAUGAAGUGAUGAUAAUACCACUUACCAUGUCUGAACAAAGCCUGGAGGAUACCAUUAUUGUCUUUACGUUAUACGAUCCCGAUUACUACGGAAUGGUUCAAAAUUAUUUGGGAGAGUGUUCAAUAUCGCUGAAGGAACUAAAAGAAGCAGGAAAGCAAGUUAUGCGUAAUUUAUGGAAACCACAUGAUACAACAAACGAAUGUCUCUGGACGUUGAAAAAUCGUACGGACAAGCAAGCACGUGAGCUGUACAAAAGUUUCAAGAUACGAUGUACUCAAAACAAGAAGAAAUCAUCUGUUGCCUUACCUUCGUUAAAUAAUAUUUUUAAGUAAA